Mya arenaria is the source of this 1611-nucleotide messenger RNA. RefSeq names its product von Willebrand factor A domain-containing protein 2-like. The transcript is spliced from 9 exons. Gene Ontology annotation, molecular function: calcium ion binding. The record is from RefSeq and is a predicted model, not a curated record. Lineage: Eukaryota; Metazoa; Mollusca; Bivalvia; Myida; Myidae. Bases 1 to 1611 code for a protein of 536 amino acids.
AUGUGUCAGUUUUACUAUGGGAGACUCGAGACAGAGAGACGCCGGUGUUUCUUGUGUGAGAAUGGGUAUUGCAUGCAUUGGGGGAACUGGGAGAACUGGGGGAACUGGGAGAACUGGUUUUGUUGUGCGUGUCUCCCUGGAUACACGGGAAGUUUUUGUGAUGAAGAAAUCGACCAGUGUGCCAUGGACAAGCCGUGCAUGAACGGUGCCACGUGUCACCGCCUCACCGCCGACUUCCGAUGUGAGUGCGUGCCCGGAUACACCGACAAAUCCUGUUCAACCGACGUCAACGAGUGUGCCAGCGCCCCAUGUCAGAACGGUGGCACGUGCCAAGACUACGUGGACUACUUCGAGUGCCAAUGUCCAAUGGGCUACUACGGCUGGUUCUGCGAAACAGCAAACUGUCAGCCAACUAUGGCGGACGUCAUAUUCUUACUCGACUCCUCCAUCAGCCAGACUGAAAACGAUUUCCAGAACCAGCUUGCCUUCGUCAACCAGUUCAUAGACCACGUGGUCGUCGACGAGAGAAACUUCCGGAUAGGCGUGGUUACGUUCUCCUUUAAGGCGCACCUGGAGAUUGGCCUCAAUGACUACAACGACAAUGUCACACUGAAGCAGGCUGUCAACAAUAUCACCUUCAGACCUGGCGGGACGCUUACACAUCUUGGGUUGAAGAAAGUCACAGAGCAUGUCAAUGGCAUAUCGUCGAAACGUGUGUUAGGGAUAUCAGCGAAGCGGUACGUGUUCCUCCUAACCGACGGCAUGUCCACUUCCCGUCAGCUCACCCUUACUGCUGCUGCAGAUCUCAGGAAAUCUGUUACAAAGGUUUUGGCUAUAGGUAUCGGCUCUGAGGUUUCCCACGAUGAGUUGCUGGGCGUGGCCUCCCCGGGGGACGAGCGGGCUCCCGAGUACGUGUUCUCCGUGCACAACUUUAACGCUCUCUACACAGUCAUACAGCAACUGGUCGCCCUCACAUGCGACGAGUGUUUUUGGAACACAUCAAGUGAUGUAACAUUUCUACUGGAUAUGAGAUCAGAUAUAAGUGAUUUUGAAUUCAGCCAAGCAGUAGAUGCACUGACCUAUAUACUUACGGAUACCCUUAAUCAAAAUUUCAACGUCACUGUCCGUCUAGCCUUGGUAUCGUAUGACGAUGACGGUGUCCAAAUUCACCGCAAUCUGACAGACACGACGACCACUGAAAGCUUUGUCCAAUACAUACAAACGUUGACGGUGGUUCGGUCAUGUGAGGGGGAAACUGCCGAGUCGUGUGUUUCUUUAAACAUCGACACACUAGAUAAAGCUCUGCGUAAGAUAGAACAGGAGAUAUUUAAUGAGAGUGCAGAAGUUACGCGACAGAUCAUUAUACUGUUAACGAGUGGUGAUCCACGCGUUUCAACGGAACCCGGCUCGACACUGGCCCGAAUGAAAGAUUCUGGCCUUCUGGUGUUUGUGGUGGGGUUGGGGGAGAGAUUCGGGAUCGAGGCUGCAAAGGGGCUUGCCAGCGACCCUGCCUAUGUAUUUGUGUCCCGUUCUGGGGAACCCCAUACUAAUCUGGACGUUAUUGCUACGGAAGUUUUUUACAGCUCGUGCCAACUUUCGAAUGACUUUUGA